UUUUUUUAAUCAAGUGGUUCAUCUCAAUGGGCGGAAAGUAACGUUAGCUAAUGUCACUGCACGGCUCCGUGGCGUUGUUUUGAUUCGUGUUGUAAUUAAGUAAACAUAAAAACACCAUCAUGUCAGAAGAAAUCGAAGACUCAAAGACUGUAGAAACGACCGAGGAGCAAAAAGAAGUGGAGAGUGAGGUGAUUUGUCCAGAGAGAGCAGAAGAAGCCAAACUGAAGGCCAGAUAUCCGAACCUGCCGGCAAAAGCAGGAGGAUCUGACCUGCUCCGGAAACGACUGCAGAAAGGGCAAAAGUACUUCGACUCGGGCGACUACAACAUGGCGAAGGCGAAGAUCAAGAACAAGCAGCUCCCCUCGGCGCAGCCGGAGAAGGCGGAAAUCACCGGCGAUCACAUUCCCACUCCUCAGGAUCUGCCGCAGAGGAAAACCUCGCUGGUGGCCAGCAAGCUGGCGGGCUGAUCUCCACCGUCUCCACCAGCAGCUCGCUCUCCUCCCUCAUGUUUUCCUCAUUAACACACCAUCCCUUGUUUUUUUUUUUUUUUUUUCCUGUUCAUCUUUUACGCUCCCUUUUUACCUCCAAUGUAUGAUAUACACUGAAAAUAGAGGCGUGCAAGUGCCAGCGUUGGAUUAUGGGUAGUGAGAUAUAUAUUAAAAAAAAAAAAAAAGUCUGUAUGAAGAUUUCUAUAUGUGCUGUAGGAGUAGUAGAAGGAACGUGUACAUAUUUGCUUGUGAGAAACGAGGCGCCGCUGGGUUUUUAGAAAGGUUUUAUGUUCUAAUCGCACCAUUCCUGAAGAUUACACAUUAGCGCAGUAGCGUGCUUGAAUGAUUCACGAUUGAAUAUGACCUCCGAUAACGAUAAUGUACUUGAGCUCUUUCCCUGUUAACAUUCGAGCUUUACACACCCGAUCGGACCACACUGCUGACGCUAGUCACGUUAGACGCACAUGGCUGCCGUUGGCUCGUUGCCUCUGACCCCAGAAAACGGCCUUAAUCAUGUUACGGUUGUAAAGCAGCAAUCGUGAACCUGAAGGCUAACGGCCAACGUGAUGCAAACCGUGAUGCAAACGCUCCACAAGCUUCUCACCGAGGGUCUUCUCGCCAGGUUUUUUGAAGCCAAACACUACAACAUCCGGGCAUGUGUGUGUCCACCGCAGUCACUUAUGUGCCAUUCGAUUUGUAAAUAAAAUAGUUUUGCAAACCUG
This is a messenger RNA of Pangasianodon hypophthalmus (striped catfish), 1210 nucleotides long. It is a transcript of the gene arpp19a, whose product is annotated as cAMP-regulated phosphoprotein 19a. The transcript has 3 exons. The record is from RefSeq and is a predicted model, not a curated record. The coding region runs from base 120 to 467 and encodes 115 amino acids. NCBI's taxonomy places the organism in Eukaryota, Metazoa, Chordata, Actinopteri, Siluriformes, Pangasiidae. Gene Ontology annotation, cellular component: cytoplasm. Gene Ontology annotation, molecular function: protein phosphatase inhibitor activity.